AUGUACCUGUGCUUGCCGCACACCUGUUGCAUCAUCUUGUUCCUCAAGGACCUGCCGCUGGCCUGGCACCUGUUACCGUUGCCCUCCGACGUGCUGGUGCUGAGUUCGGCGGGGAUCAUACGGGAGGCACUGGUCCGGCACUGUGGGGACUGGCUGGGGCGCCCCCCCAGUUACCUGGGGUCGCUGGUGUCGCAUGGAGGCCAGGACCUGGCGUUGGGGGGCCCAUGCCCUGGCUGGCGGCAGCAGCGGGGAGCAGCCCGGGGGGCGCUGGCACGGGCUGGGACACGGCUCGGGCCCCUCCUUUGGCUGCAGGGCCAGGAGUUGUGUGAGGAGCUGCGUUCCCAUGGGGGAGCCCCCCUGGACCCUUUUGAGGUGUUCACGUUCCACACCUGCAGCACCAUCGCACGCCUCCUCUUCGGGGACCUGGUGCCCCCGCCAGGGGAACUCCGGGCCUUCUCCUGCUGUCUGGGGGAGCUGCUGCAGGUUUGGGGGCGCAGCACUGUGCGGGCUCUUGAUCUGCUGCCCCCGCUGCGGGCCCUACCCAACCCGGGGCUGCGGGAGCUGCUGCGGCUUGUCCAGCACCGUGACGCCUUUGUGGAGGCCCAGAUCCGGCGGCACCAGGAGUGUCCCUCCCCCCCCUCGGACACAGUUUUGGGGGCGCUGCUGGGGUGUGAUCCUGGAGUGCAGGGGGCUCCCCUGAGCCCCCUCCGGCUGCACAUGGCGCUGGUCGACCUGUUCAUCGGGGGCACCGAGACGACAGCGGCUGCACUGGGCUGGGCUGUGGCCUUCCUGCUGCACCGCCCUGAGCUGCAGGCGCGGCUGCGGGCGGAGCUCAGGGGGCUACAGGGUCCCCCCGGGCCGGGGGACACGGGACGCCUGCCCCUCCUUCAGGCCACCGUCAGUGAGACUCUGCGGCUGCGGCCCCCCGCACCCCUGGGGCUGCCUCACUGUGCCCUGCGCCACACCAGCCUCGGAGGGCUCCCCAUAGUGGCUGGCACCAUCCUGGUCCCCAACCUGCUGGCAGCCCAGCAGGACCCUGUCAUCUGGCAGCAACCCGAGGCCUUCCUGCCUGAGCGGUUCCUGUCCCCGGGCGCUCCGUGGCGGUCGCUGCUGCCAUUUGGCUGUGGGGCACGAUCGUGCCCGGGAGAGGCGCUGGCGCGGGCCGAGCUCUUCGUGUUCCUGGGGCUGAUCCUGCGGGAGUUCCGACUGGAGCCGGGCCCGGAGGGACUGCCAGGACUUGGGGUGUCACCAGGAACCGUGCUGCGCUGCCCCCCAUUUCGUCUGCGCAUGGUGCCUUGCCAGCCCCCGGGCUCACCAUAACCCUGGCCUGGCCCCUGUGUGACUUCCUGAACACUCUGUGACUCACCCAACCCUUUCCGACCCUUUCGGAACAUACCUGACCCGUAUGUGACACCGCCUGAACUGGCUGACCUCAACCCCUUGACUGACCCCACCUGACCCUGAUCCCUCCCUGGCCUGGCUGUGAGCCUGGUCUGACCCCUGCCAGCCCUUGGCCUCACCUUGACACCAACCAUGACCCCAGCUGUGACUCUACCCAACCCCUUCUGACCCAGUCUGAACCCUGCGUGACCCCAUAUCUACCCACUUGACGGUUACUAAUUACACCUGACUCCACCUAAUCCCCCCAUCCCCUCCUGACCCCUGGGUCCCCCCUAUUCAACACCCCAGACGCCUGGGUCCCCCUCACCCGAUGCCAGGGCCACUGCAGUGGCGGGGGGUCACUGGCAGCAUUUACCUCCUUCCAAUAAAACUUAUACUUUUGACCCCACCCCGCAAGUCCCGGCUCUUCCUGGGACCCCGCCCACAAAACCUCCGGAACUCCGGGAAGCUACAGCCCCACCCCGACUCUGACUGGCAACACUCGGCACUUGCCACAGCCGCGACCCUCGGGACAGCAUUGGGGGAUCCUGGCCUGGGCGAUCUCCACUUCCCCCCUCCACAAAGCCCUUUCCGGGGGCGGCUGGGCUCAAGGUUGGGGUCGCAGCCCCGCGAGGCGCUCAUCCGUGCUGCUGGGCAGGCUGGCAACUGAGGACACGUAAUCAGGGCGCGCUCUGAUUGGCCGAGAUGCAUGGGUGUAUUGGGCACUGCUCCGCCUAGUAACUGAGGAGUCAUGAGCGAAAUGCAUUUUAAUUGGUUUAGUAUGGGGGCUGGGUUCUGCUGGUCUGCCUGGCAACUGAUGAGUCAUAAGCAAAGAGCGCUCUGAUUGGCUUGAAUGUGUUGAGGGCGGGAGGAAAGGAGAGCAGACCGCCCUCCCCAGAGCAACAUUCCGAGGUAGAGGGACUUGAGGAGAGGGGAGCUGGUGAGUUGGAGGGGAGAGUGCCCCGCCCCGAACCACUAUCCCGAG
Lepidothrix coronata (blue-crowned manakin) is the source of this 2365-nucleotide messenger RNA. RefSeq names its product steroid 21-hydroxylase-like. Lineage: Eukaryota; Metazoa; Chordata; Aves; Passeriformes; Pipridae. The transcript is spliced from 11 exons. Gene Ontology annotation, molecular function: iron ion binding; heme binding; steroid 17-alpha-monooxygenase activity. Gene Ontology annotation, biological process: progesterone metabolic process; hormone biosynthetic process. The coding region runs from base 1 to 1320 and encodes 439 amino acids. The record is from RefSeq and is a predicted model, not a curated record.